AUGUCGGCAAUGCACAUGGCUGAGUAUCAGGGCCAAUCCAACGGGGCUUGUCUCGACGAAAGCUUCGGGGCGGAUAUUAUGAUUGAGGACCUCGGAUCCCGUGACCGUGACCGCGUGCGGCUCGCAACGCCAAAGGACGAUCCCGUAGCUAGCGACACCGAUACCCUUGCAAGAGCAGCCAAGAUCACCCUCUCGUCCACGACGACGUCCCUACAUACCACUCCGCUACUGGACGACUUCAAAAGUGCCCGGAUCCAAGAGCAUGCACCACUGGUGAAUGUUGGGCUGAGAUGCGGUGGUACCGGUGUUGCGCGGAGUGCUGUGGGAGGAGUGCACGUUGCAGCAUGUCCAGUCAUUCCUGGAGUCAUCUACCUAGUGACUCGGUCUCAUGCCGAGACCACCGCCGGGCUGCCAAACGACGUGGUGCAAUGCAGUGACUGGGCCCCUGCGCGCAGGCUGCUGGACAUUGAUCGUCGAGACUCGAGAAGCGUGCAGAACAACACAGGAAAAACCGUGAUCCAGGGUGCCCCCCUACAUACAACUUACAAGCACACAGUCCGAAUUUCCACAAAUCAGAGCCACAAGACAGCUGCCAUCCAGGGUGCACACCCAAGUAGGCAGGUUGUGCAGGUGUGCACUUCACUUCACUUCACCGGAAGAUUCUGGGUAGCUGAAGGGGAGCUGGGGAAGCUGGGGAAGCUUCGACUUUUCGACUCUUUGAGAUUCUGGAUCCGCUGCCAGCAACCGGAUAGGUACCUGUUACUCUAGGCAGUAAGAAGGUAUAUCAGAAUCAGCCAGAGGUCUCGGAAAAGCGUGCUGGCGUGCUAGCGGGCAGGCGGCGAGGGAAUGAAACAUCGCCCACCGUCCACCGCCCGCCACUAGUUAACCAGCCAGCCGAAGAGAGACCGAACGGACCGCGGCCGCCAAUUCAGCGAAUCAGCGCUAAUUGGGCAUGAGGAGGAAGGAGCGGAAAUACUUACAAACCACUCAGCACUGCCCGCUCGAAGAAAUACAAACCCACACACCCACAAGAAGACCGAGGAUGGGGUGUGAGUGGGAUGGGGUGGGGGUUUAUGGGUAUGUGAGAUGUGAAGUGGGGGCGGGGAGUGG
This is a messenger RNA of Tricharina praecox, 1110 nucleotides long. RefSeq lists its product as uncharacterized. Lineage: Eukaryota; Fungi; Ascomycota; Pezizomycetes; Pezizales; Pyronemataceae. The coding region runs from base 1 to 768 and encodes 255 amino acids. The record is from RefSeq and is a predicted model, not a curated record. The transcript is spliced from 8 exons.